AUGUACCCAACUCCGGGCGCUCCUCCUCCUCAAUAUGGAUAUAGACCACAGAUGGGAAUGCCUCCACCAGGAAUGCAACCUCCUGGAAUGAAUCCAUAUGGACCCCCACCCGUUUUUCAACCUCCAAUGCUCGGAAGACAACCACCACAAAUGAAUCAACCACAAAUGAUUCCAGUAUUCAAUAUGCAAAUGCAAGGUGGAGCUCUUUAUCAGCCAUCAAAUCAACCUCCUCCACCACAAAUAAUUCUUACACGACCAAAUCCGCCAAAAGAACAAUAUGCAUGGGCACCAAGAACAGAGCCAAUGAAUUGGGGAUUAGCCGAAUCACUUGAUGUUAACCAAAUGGUUCAAAAAGGUGAUUUAGCUUCAGUCGAAUUUUAUAUGAAUAAGUUUACAUUUGCAAAUAUAUCAAAGGAUGAUAUGAAGCAAUUCGGAAGCAAGGGUGCCCUUAAUGCCUUUCUUAUAUUACAACUCGCAUGUGAUUAUCUAAUGGCUCAAAGGAAUAUGGCACCACCUCCAUCUACUGAUGAGCCAGAUGCGAAAUUGCUUGAGCAAUACAAUGCUAACAUUGCUCAAGCAACUAAAGCUAUCGAACAAUAUAAACUUAAAGUUAAAGAGCUGCAAAAACAAGUCGAAAGACUGAAAAAUGAUAGAGCAACAGAGAAAAAGAUCAUUUUGAAGCUUAAAGCCAAAUGUGGUAAGCUUCAAGAAUCCAUGAAAUCACGUCGAUUUAACAAAAAUAAUAACAUGGCUACUACAGAAACAGAACCAGGUGCUCUUAAAGAAACUCUUGCACUUCAACAACUUAGAAAGAAUGAGAAGAAGCUUGGGCAGCUAGACAGCAGCGAAAUUUCGUCAUCAUUAAGUGAAGCUAUAGAUACAAAAGAUCUAAAUAGAGAAACUGGAGAAAUAGUAGAUGAUGAUUCAGAUGAAGCUCAAUCUUCAACUGGAGAAUUCACAGGAAGUGAAUACGAAGAUGAAGAUGAAGGCGAAUAUGGAUCUAUUAAUGAUAGUGGAGCCUAUGAUGAUGGCACCGGUACAGUUAGAUCAGAUGACGAUGAUGAUAGCGGAGGAAUUUAUUCAGAAGGCGAAGUUUAA
Trichomonas vaginalis G3 is the source of this 1098-nucleotide messenger RNA. RefSeq names its product zinc finger, C2H2-type family protein. NCBI's taxonomy places the organism in Eukaryota, Parabasalia, Trichomonadida, Trichomonadidae. The record is from RefSeq and is a predicted model, not a curated record. The transcript has a single exon. The coding region runs from base 1 to 1098 and encodes 365 amino acids. Gene Ontology annotation, cellular component: cytoplasm.